Messenger RNA from Scylla paramamosain (green mud crab), 2924 nucleotides. Its product is annotated as lachesin-like. The record is from RefSeq and is a predicted model, not a curated record. Gene Ontology annotation, cellular component: neuron projection. The coding region runs from base 86 to 1417 and encodes 443 amino acids. The transcript is spliced from 8 exons. Lineage: Eukaryota; Metazoa; Arthropoda; Malacostraca; Decapoda; Portunidae.
AUUCUGACUCCUUUAUUUUCCUUUCCUUGCAGGCAGCUCCUCUUCCUCCUCCUCCUCCUCCUCCUCGACGGGGUCCCGCGUGCCCAUGUUCGUGGCCACCAUCCCCAACGUGACGGUGACGGAAGGACGCGACGCCUCCCUCCCCUGCAUCGUGAAGGACAUCGGAGACUACCAGGUGACGUGGAUGCACCUCAACCGCCAGAUGCUGCUCACCAUCGACCAACGCACCAUCACACUUAUCCCGAGGUUCAGCGUAACCCGGGACGACCCCACCACCUGGACCCUCCACAUCCAGGACGUUGAGCCCACGGACACCGGCUACUAUGUGUGUCAGGUGAACAUGAUACCUGUCAUCAACCAGGUCGGCUACGUGCAGGUGGUCGUGCCACCUCAGUUCGUGGACGAGGAGAGCAGUCAGUCCCACGUGUCGGUGCAAGAAAGCCACGACGUGAGGCUUGUGUGCCGUGCCCGGGGUGUCCCUAAGCCUGUUAUCCGCUGGACACGUGAGGAUGGCCUGUUCUUCACGGCCGGCAGAAGCGGACAAGGUGUGCAGCAGGUGGAAUCGGAGGAGCUGGUGCUGAAGAGCGUCACCAGGAAGGACAUGGGUGCCUACCUGUGCAUCGCCACUAACAAGGUGCCGCCCUCCAUCAGCAAGAGAAUAGUGCUCGACGUGCAUUUCCACCCCGUGAUCACUGUGCCCAACCAGCUGGUCGGCGCCCCCAUCGACACCUCGGUCACCUUGGAGUGUCAGGUGGCAGCCUUCCCCAACGCUGUCCACUUCUGGCGAUUUAACGACCAACUGCUGAUCAACUCCUCCCGACAGGAGACUCAGGAGAUCCGGAAGGGCUACACCACCACCAUGAAACUUUCCCUCAGGAACCUCAAGCCCAAGGAUUUUGGCACCUACGUCUGUGCUGCAAAAAAUUCCCUCGGGGAGACUGAAAGCAACGUUCGUCUGUACGAAAUUGAGGUAAAUCGUAGAACUGAGGAGAAGCAAGAGCAACCUGGCAACAGCAACUCAGUAAUUAGGCCGGAGAGACCCAACACUGACCGUAUGAUGGACAUAUGGAGCAAACCUGGUGACUUCAGGGCAGGUCUGGAUUCUGACUCACCAAGCUACACUUUGGAGGACGACACUAGCCUGGAGAGAGGCGGUGACUUUGCCGGAGGUCUAGACGGCAGCGGCGGCUCCCUUGGUAGGACAGGCUUUGGUCCCGCCUCCUCCAGCAGCUGCAACUUCCGAUGCCGUGGCGAAAUGUGGUGCAGUGUUUGGGCCGCAUGUGCUCUGGUCACAGCCUGGCUCCAGGGCCACCGCCAGCCGCAGCCGUGCAUCGUGUUUGGAUUCUUGGUGGUGGCCGCGGCGGUGGCAGUAUCGACCCCAGCUCUCGAUCUGCGGCCAGUCCUGGCCCACACCUGACAGCCAAUACGAAGAUGAAACUCUUCACAGUGAAUCACAUUACCUGUGAAGGACAUUCUCCCAUAUUCGUCUUGUCGGUGGCGCUCUUUCAUGUAUUCUACAAAAUACUGCUCUCAGGGGGGUGGGGGAAGUCGCUCGUGCAGGAAAGGUUCUCUUCGAAGACACCUUAUGUGUUGAAUGUGACCGACUGUGGUCAGAUGGCGGAACAAAAAAUGAGGGAUCACUUUGUGCCCGAAAUGAGAACCUCUUGUUGUGUGAAUAUAAAUGUGUGCUGGGAAAAUCUUAAAAAAUGUGGGUGAUGAUCCGAUGCCGUGCUGAACCCGCCAUACUGAAGCGGUGCGCUGCGCCAUGUAUUUACAAAUAUAGUAAUGUUCUUUAAAGGUUGCGUCAAUGCUGUACAUGCUUUCAUGUGGUACAUUCGUGUUCAUCUAUGACUAAGCCAUGAAUGUGGCGUGCCAUGUUUACAAUAACUAGCAGUUAAUACAAGUGGAGAAACGGUCGACGAUUUAACAUAGUGCCGUAAAACUGCCCAGAGUUGGACAACAAGUUCUUCCCGCAGCAUAACGCGUCGUUGUACUUUGCAAGGCAGUACCUCUUUAGAAACUGAGAAUCCCUCAGCAAAACAAUUAUACUUUUCUUAAAUUUGAUUACCUUACAGCUUUAACGUUUCUUUUCGUUGAUUUAUUAUGACAAAAAAGCUUCAUAUUAGUUUUCUUUUCUUUUCCUGUUUUUCGUUAGUCUAAAGUUUCAAGCCCAGAAAUCGAUGCGCCACCAUCUGGCGGCAUCAUUUCUGCCGAGAAACUGAAGUACACAGGAACAUACAUGAAGCACGCUGGUGGUGGCCUGCUGUCUCUCCUGGCUUGCCGGCCGUCGUGCUGACCAUCACUCCUUCAACACAUUCUGAUCGAAAACUACACCUCUAUGAAAACAUGAAGUUACUGAAUGGCACCACCAACAGCGUCUCACCACCACUUCUCCACCAGCUCCUCCCAGCAGGUGUGGUGGUGCAGUCUCCCCAUCACGGCCACCACAACCUCCAUCACAUGACGCCCAGAUACUGCUGCUGCUGCUGCUGCUUUCCUCCUGUCACUCGGGAAUUUUCUCUCUGUCCUCGGUUUGUUCUCGGUUUAUUUCACCCAUUAAGUCACACACAUCAAUGUUUGGAGUGUACAUAUAUAAAUGCACUUUGUUCGUUAUACCAGUGUACUUGUUCUUCACGCAGCAUUAUAUAAGCUUGAUUUCCCCGUGCGUUCAUGUAGCCCAGUCUUGCACGACUAUGGUCUGCCCGGGUAAGAGAUCCAGAGGUGCGAGCAGCAUAAGGGUGACUCAGAAAGAUCCAGGUCUGGAGAUUUGGAUGCGGAGAAAAUUAACAGGAUCUCCUUUUAUUGAACACGAGUGUUCUUGAUCCUUUGGUGAAUCUCUCUCUCUCUCUCUCUCUCUCUCUCUCUCUCUCUCUCUCUCUCUCUCUCUCUCUCUCUCUCUCUCUCUCUCUCUCUCUCUCUCUCUC